AUGUCCCGUCAAAACUACGCAGUCCCCCUUGUGGGAGCAGCAGCCCUCCUCGGAGGCGGCAUCUACUACGUCCGCAAGCCCUCGACUACCUCAGGCGACGCCUCCCAACAAAUCGCAAACGCCGACAAGUCCCGUCCCUCAUCCGACGAGGUCGCCGACCAGAGAAAAAAGGCCGCGGACGCCAAGCGAGACAACGGCCUCGGCGGCGCAGGCAUCGGCACCAACACGGGCGCCACGGGCGGCGCUGAGCUGAGCACCGGCAACCGCGGCGGCAGCAGCGCCGACCGCGACACGCCCAAGGGCCCCAAGGAGAAGUUCCCCUCCGACGCCGGAGAGAUUGGCGGCGGGCCCGGUCGCGCCAACUCGAAUACCAGGGCGAUUGAGACGCAUGGCCCCUCCAUGAGCCCUGGGUCGAAUACGUUGACGGGGGCGUUGAGCGGCAAGAGUAAUGGGCCUAGCACCGGCGGCAGUAGCAGCGGCUCGGGAGAGGGAAUCGGGUCGAAGCUGCAAGGGUUCUUUACUAGUGGGAGCAAGGAUCGCGAAAAGCUGCGGCAGUCGCCUGUUGAUACCAAGAUUGCGAGCCAUUCGCCUGAUACGCCGACGAACCGUGGAGGGAGUCCGUGGGAUAAGGAGCGUAGGGAUGUGACUUCGGUUAACCGUACAAAGUCAUGA
This is a messenger RNA of Colletotrichum orchidophilum, 672 nucleotides long. RefSeq lists its product as uncharacterized. Bases 1 to 672 code for a protein of 223 amino acids. NCBI's taxonomy places the organism in Eukaryota, Fungi, Ascomycota, Sordariomycetes, Glomerellales, Glomerellaceae. The transcript has a single exon. The record is from RefSeq and is a predicted model, not a curated record.